UUUCUUUGAAAAUUAUGAUUAAAUUGAUAAUUUUAAAACAAAUUAGCAUUUUUUAUGAAAAAAAAAAAAGAACCCAUAAGGUUUUGCCUUAUUUUACUGUUAGGCUUGAAAUUUUUGUCACAAAAAUACUGAUGUAAUUUUAUUAAUCAUUAAACAUAAAUAUAUUGUAGUUGACUAUUUUGCCCCCAAAUUUUAUCAAAUUCCUUUCCCAUCCUCAACGGAUAAAAUGAGAAUCAGUUAUCAGUUGAAGACUGGUUGUGAAAUCGCAACACAAAUUUUGCAGAGCUCUCUCUCUCUCUCUCUCUAGCUCGAUUUUUGAUGUCUUCGAAUUUCUUGUUUGGGAUUGGGAUAUAGGUGGCUUCUGUGUGUCUGCCGAAAUUGGGAUUUGCGGUUCUUGAUCAUUUGCCAUUGUUGCUGCAAAACUCAACUUUUUUUACGUUUCCACAAAUAUUUGUGGUGUCAAUUUUGCUGGAUUGUUAGGAUGAACCAAGAAGAAGAAGUUGCCAAUCAUCAUUAGAGCUCCGAAAACCUAAAAAUGGCAGCUUUUACUGCAGCGAGGAUUUGCUCCCUCGCCAUUUCUAGUUCCGCCGACAGAAGCAACAAGAGACUACAAUCAAGGUGUAAUGCUGUGCUUUCCUUUGAUGAAACAUCAACAAGUCGUCGGUUUCUUAUGCAAAGUGCUGCUGUUUCUGCACUUGUAUUGCUAAAUUUGAACGGUGGAUUGAUGUCAUUGCCUGCACGGGCCGAGGAGAAGGCGAAGGAAGAAGGCGAGGGUCUAGUUGGGGCAUUGCAGUCAUUGUUUGAUCCUAAUGAGAAAACCAAAUCAGGGAAGGUUUUGCCUAAGGCUUACUUGAAAUCAGCUAGAGAAGUUGUGAAAACACUUCGCGAAUCAUUGGAGGAAGAUACCAAGGAUAUGGCGAAGUUCAGACGAACAGCUGAUGCAGCAAAGGAAUCAAUCAGGGAAUACUUGAGUGGUUGGAGGGGGCAAAAGGAGGUUGUCAAUGAGGAAUCCUAUGCAAUGCUUGAAAAAGCCAUAAGAUCGCUCGCCAGUUUUUACUCGAAAGCAGGCCCAUCCGCACCCCUUCCGAAGGAGGUAAAGACCGAAAUAUUAAGCGAUCUCACCACUGCAGAAGAUUCUUUUUGACAUCAGAUCUCAGUUUGAGUUCAUAGACAUGGUGAUUCCAUUUUGAUGACUGGUAAAUGUACCUUUACUUCAUGUAUAUGAUAGCCUAAUGUUAAUGGCCUAUGUAAUUUCUUUUCCAAGAUUAGAGCUUAUUAGUUUCUUGUUUUGCUUGUAAUCCUCCAAACUUCAUUUUUCUCUCGAAAUUGGAAAUAAUAAAGUGAAGCCUUCUUCAUUUUUUGACA
Salvia miltiorrhiza (redroot sage) is the source of this 1365-nucleotide messenger RNA. RefSeq names its product photosystem II D1 precursor processing protein PSB27-H2, chloroplastic. Bases 536 to 1144 code for a protein of 202 amino acids. The record is from RefSeq and is a predicted model, not a curated record. NCBI's taxonomy places the organism in Eukaryota, Viridiplantae, Streptophyta, Magnoliopsida, Lamiales, Lamiaceae. Gene Ontology annotation, biological process: photosystem II assembly; photosystem II repair. The transcript has 3 exons. Gene Ontology annotation, cellular component: chloroplast thylakoid lumen; photosystem II.